Molecule: messenger RNA, 904 nt
Organism: Lactuca saligna
Lineage: Eukaryota; Viridiplantae; Streptophyta; Magnoliopsida; Asterales; Asteraceae
Source: the annotation of a GenBank genome assembly
GUUUUACCUAAGUGUUGCCACUUUACACCAUACCACAUAACCUGCUCCAUAUAUCAUUCCUAUCUGCUGUCGUCUCUCUCACCGACCAAGCAAAGAAUCAAAGAUAUUCAUGGAGUAUUUUCAAAGACUCGCUAUUCUCGCUCUCAUCCUCCUUUCAAUCUUCUGCAUCAACCACACAGUCAAGUGCGAUGAUGAAGAAGACAAUCUAUUUUCCGCCAUUAACAGCUACCGUGCAACCCUAAACCUAACAACCCUAACACAAAACGACCGAGCAAAAUGCCUUGCUGAAAAAAUGGCCGACCAAUUCAAAAACCAACCAUGCACAAACACUACAGGUUCCAACACAGUUCCAGGCACAGAACCAGAGUUCUCAAGUUACCCUGAUUUUCUAAACAAAUGUCAUUUAAAUGUCAGCACCACAAGAGAUGGAUCUGUUCUUCCUGCUUGUGUUCCUAAUCUUGAUGCAGGCCUUGUAAUCUCUAAUUACACUCAAUCCCAAUAUUCUGGGUUUUUGAAUGACACCAAGUAUUCAGGGAUUGGGAUUGGUUCUGAAGAUAAUUGGAUUGUUGUGGUGUUGACUACAAACACACCUGAAGAGAUCACAUAUUCAUCGUUAGGUUACAUUUCAGAGGUGACAUAUUCAUCAUCAGAUAUUAUUGGACACAUUUUUGAGUAUGGGCAUAUGGAUACCUCAGAACAAGAUAAAUCAAAACACAAGAUGCUCUUGCAUCUUCAAGAUAUAGAGGAUACUAAGCUUAAGAUAACUUUGUGGGGUCAUAAUGCAUACUACAUGCAUGAUUUUCUUGCUAACAAUAACAGUCUUGUUUCAGUUGUUGUUAUUGUUCAAUUUGCCAGGGUCGUCCUUUUUCAUCCACCUACUUUGAUGUUAGUAGGGUUUUCAUAA